Messenger RNA from Gossypium raimondii (Peruvian cotton), 1405 nucleotides. RefSeq lists its product as uncharacterized. The transcript is spliced from 9 exons. The record is from RefSeq and is a predicted model, not a curated record. Gene Ontology annotation, cellular component: nucleolus; preribosome, large subunit precursor. The coding region runs from base 152 to 1042 and encodes 296 amino acids. Gene Ontology annotation, biological process: maturation of 5.8S rRNA; maturation of LSU-rRNA. NCBI's taxonomy places the organism in Eukaryota, Viridiplantae, Streptophyta, Magnoliopsida, Malvales, Malvaceae.
CAGCAAAGCUAACCUAAAUAAAACUUCAAAAACCCUAAACCCCAAAUUACGGAUCUCUUUUCCUUACCCUUCCAAAUUUCUUGUUCUGUAUUUUGAAAACCAAAUAUCAAAGUCUUUGUGGUCUUCUUUUCUGCUUAGUUAAAGAAAAGAGAUGCAGCACGACGAGGUGAUAUGGCAAGUCAUCAGGCACAAGCACUGCAGUUUCAUGUCCAAAAUCACUACCGGUAUUUUCUGUAGAAACCCUUAUAACGUCACUGGGAUCUGCAAUCGUAGUUCCUGCCCUCUCGCUAACAGUCGCUACGCCACUAUCCGUGACCACGAUGGGGUCUUUUACUUAUAUAUGAAGACUAUAGAAAGAGCUCAUAAACCCAAUGAUUUAUGGGAAAGAGUAAAAUUGCCCAGAAAUUAUGAGAAAGCACUUGAACUUAUUGACAAGCAUCUGAUGUAUUGGCCUAAGCUCCUUGUGCACAAAAUAAAGCAGCGUCUCACAAAAAUGACCCAAAUGCGUAUCCGCAUGAGGAAACUUGCCUUGAAAACAAGGGAGAAGAUAAUGACUACACCCAGAAAGGAGAAGAAAAGAGAGGCUAGAAGGGAGGAAAAGGCUGAAAAAGCUGCAGUUCUGGAUAAGGCAAUUGAGAAAGAGUUGCUUGCAAGGCUUGAAAAUGGAAUUUAUGAUGGCAUAUACAACCUCCCCUUCAAUAAAUUCCUCCAAACUCUUGACACAGAUGAUCUGCAGGCCGAGGAUGAAAAUGAAGAGGAAUCUGAAGUUGAAUAUGUUGAGGAUAACUUUGAGCUUGAAGAGGAAGAUGAUAUAGAAGAUUUGGGUAUGAAGGAUUAUCAUAUCGGUAAUGAUGAGGAAGUUGAUGAUGAUGAUGAUGAUGAUGAAGUAAAUGCAGUUGAAGAACAGAGAGUCAGAAGAAAGUCCAAGUCUGCACAUGAAAAGUCUGAGAAAGAUGAAUUUGGUAAAAAGUUGAAAAAGCGACCAAGAAUCCAUGUUGAGGUUGAACAUGAGGGUGGUGAAAGGCAGAAGGUAACCUUCUGAGUUGUAAGACUCGGUGGCAUCAAUCGAUCAAAUAAUCAACAAAAUAGCGUGCAGGAUAGAUUAAUGUUGAAAGUGAAUGAAACUCGAGGAGGCAACAACUGCCACAAACGAUCUUCUGUACCAUUUCUGGCUAAAAGAAAGUUUUGAUAGGAGGAAGAAAGAGAAAAGGGAAGAGUGUUUCACUCUGUUUUUUUCUUCUCUUUUAGGGUUUACAAGAAUUGUGAUGAACAUGGUGAGUAGUUAUUGUUUGUUUAACUAUGAAGAGGAAAAAGAUGUUUGUAAUUUGAAGAAGGGUAUUAAUUAUAGAAACAGAAACAAGCAGGGAGAUUGGUGAUUGUUUGCAACGAAGUAUUUUUGCUUUUA